AGGGGAGUUCGUGCCCAGUCCGCUGCCGAUGAUGACGCAGUCGCAGUCGCCGCUGGCGCUGUCACGGCGCUUCUCGCGGCCGCAGACGGUGGGGAAGGCGGCGUGAGGGGAGGGGAGGGGCGCUAGCGGGCUGUGAGGAGGGUGAAGGUGGGAUCAGUGGUUGGCGGCGGCAGCGGCGGUUAGGGAAGUUGCUGCUCUGCACGCGUGCACAGCGUUGGAUGGGGACCCUGGUGGUUGGCGUGUUGGGCGGGCGCGCAGGGCUGGUAGCGAUGUGCCUGGCCAGGAAGGUGUGCGGUUGUUGUGGAUUCAUUAAUUCGAUGCCAUGAGGUAUGCUCUCGCUUGUUUUGAACUGACUGACGGUGAUGGGUUGCGACGCUGACUGGUCCCCGACGUACACCCCAUGCACCUGAUACUUGGGACUGCUCGUAUGAUUGGCUGACUAAAUGACCUGCGUGGGGGCCAUCCGGGCCUGGCUCUGCUUUGGACGUAGGGCGGGAUGACUGACGGGCUUCACCAGGGAUGUGUGAUUGGUUGCAACCUGCAUGUGCGGCAGUGGGGCAACGAGCGGGGUGCAAGCGUUGUGUCCGAAUGGGGCAGGGCUGGGAUAACCCACCCGCGAAGGUAUGAGGCUAGAAAUGCUUUGGAAGGCGGCGGUUUGUUUGUUGCUGGCUAGAGGCACAGGCGGAGGCGAGGUGAGAACGACCGCAAGGCCUGGAUAGAAAGGCGCGAAAAGCGUUUGACGAGCUUGCUGGGUUGUUGUCUAAGGACCUUUCAUGGUAGCUGGCUGCAACUGUGCGGCCAUCGUACACGGGGUGCUACAAAAAUCCCUGGCUUAGUAAUUGGGUUUUGUACGGCAGGACUGCCGCAAGGGCCUUGAUGUCUCAUCCUGUAUGCUUUUAGUGUUGCUGCUUCUCAAAUCCUACCAGUUACGUAUUAACAUACGGUAUGCAAGUUGCAACGCGUUAACGAGGCCCUAAUGAGCUGCUAGUAGGCGUUCAUACAGCUUAACGUAUCCUGCCGACGUACAAAUGGCAGAAAUAGGCACAGCGAACAGCUUGGUAGCGGAGCUCCUCGCAGGCGGCCGCGCAAAGGCGAACAAUGUCGUCAAGCUAUUGUCGCUUAUGGGUUCCUGUAAACAAGAGGCCGCCCUCAAAUCAGCGAUACAGGGCCUGAAGCAAUUCUUUGUGGCUGCUGGGCAGGAUGGACUGCUUGCGGAGGCCGCAGCCAGCGGCGCCAGCCGGCCCGCAAAGCGACAAAAGGUCGCCGCUGCUGCCGGCUCUGAAGCAGCUGCCGCGGCCCCCGCCCCCACCCCCUCCUCCGCAGCACCCUCCGACCCCGAGUCGCAGUACCGCGAGUGGCUGGGUCGGCAGUACGGCAGCUUCGUCAGCCAGCUGCUGGCCCUCAUCACCGGCUGGGCGCCCGCGGGCCCCGCACCGCAGCCCGCCCAGCAACAACAACCGCCCCCACCACAGCAGCCCCCCGCCCCCGCCCGCACCCUGAGCGCGGGUGUGCAGGUGGUGGCUGCCGCCGCGCUCAUGGAGUGUGUGCGCAGCGAGCUGGGCCCGGGGGUGUUCUCGGGGUCGCUGUACGGCAGGCUGCUGAGCGGAGUGCUGCUGAGCCCCGCGGUGCGCCCCGAGGUGUUUGCGCUGCUGUUCAGCCGCUACCUGGGCGCGGCGGACGUGAGGUACCACACGCUGGCGACGGUGCGGGCGCUGGCAGGGCGGUACGGCAGCGGCAAGGGGGCGGCGGCGGCGCAGGCGGCAGAGGAGGAGGAGGAGGAGGACGAGGAGGCGGG
Messenger RNA from Astrephomene gubernaculifera, 1795 nucleotides. The record is from the annotation of a GenBank genome assembly. Lineage: Eukaryota; Viridiplantae; Chlorophyta; Chlorophyceae; Chlamydomonadales; Astrephomenaceae.